ACACUGGGUCCACCUCCAAGGCACGGGCUGUAGAUCCUUCUGACCACUGCUCCUCUCCCAGGAAUCACUUUUAAAGCUUUUCUGCAGUUUUUGGAUUUUUUUUGGGGGGGGGCGGGGAGCACCUUUGCAAAUCCAAACCAAACAAAAUGGCACCAAAGAAGGACGUAAAGAAACCGGCAGCAGCCGCAGCGCCCGCUCCCGCGCCUGCACCCGCGCCCGCGCCCGCACCAGCUAAGCCCAAAGAACCAGCAAUUGAUCUCAAGAGCAUCAAGAUCGAGUUCUCCAAGGAGCAACAGGAUGACUUCAAGGAGGCCUUCCUGCUCUUCGACAGGACCGGCGACGCCAAGAUCACCCUGAGCCAGGUCGGCGACAUCGUCCGCGCGCUGGGGCAGAACCCCACGAACGCCGAGAUCAACAAGAUCCUGGGCAACCCCAGCAAAGAGGAGAUGAACGCCAAGAAAAUUACUUUUGAAGAGUUCCUGCCCAUGCUGCAAGCAGCUGCUAACAACAAGGACCAGGGCACCUAUGAAGACUUCGUUGAAGGUCUGCGUGUAUUUGACAAGGAGGGCAACGGCACAGUCAUGGGGGCUGAACUCCGCCACGUCCUGGCCACUCUGGGUGAAAAGAUGACAGAAGAGGAAGUAGAAGAAUUGAUGAAAGGUCAGGAAGACUCCAAUGGCUGCAUCAACUACGAGGCAUUUGUAAAGCACAUCUUGUCUGUUUAAGUGGACUUCCUCAGAUACCAGGUGA
Molecule: messenger RNA, 750 nt
Organism: Tinamus guttatus (white-throated tinamou)
Lineage: Eukaryota; Metazoa; Chordata; Aves; Tinamiformes; Tinamidae
Source: RefSeq, a predicted model, not a curated record